UAUAUGAUUUCCAUGAGAAGCAUUCUUCACGAACUGUUUUUCAAGCAUUGAAUCAUGGCUUUCUUUGUCUUCAACUGGACUAAAAGGACAUACAUCCUUGCAGUUUUGUCUUUAGUGCUGUUGGUUAUAACGGCCAAACACAAAGAAUACUUCUGUUGUGAGGAAAAGCCGCUGAGUAGUUUUGAGAAGUUUGAAGUUUGGCUUGGUUUUAUGGAGAAACCCAAACCUUGUCCAGGAAAGGAAGACCUCUACACUAUGGCGGUAGAGAUGGGCAUUUCAGCUGCAGCUGUACUAGCCAGUGCUACCAUAUACAAGGUGUGGGACUGGUCCAAAUCCCUAAUGGGUCGGACAAUUCAGAUCAUAAAGGGAGGAUUCAAGUACCUAAAAGACCGUGUUCCAUUCGGAAAAUCUACCAAGAACCCUCCUCAAGAGGAUCCCCCAAAGUACAAGUAUUUCUUCUUCCGUAACGCCUAUGAACAGCGUAAAAUUAUAAUGGUUAUGAGGGAGGGCGAUGUCUAUGAAGAGAUAUUUGUGUACUCCCCCGAAAAGAAGAAAAUGGAGUGCGUGUUGUCCUACCGCAAAGGGUCUCGUUAAAUAGUGUCCAUCCUCCUGGUCCUUGAUGCGGAAAACCAUAAAAUUUUCAACUGAGAGGUCAAUAAGAGUGUUGAUAAAUGUAGAAAAGUAUUUUGAUUCACUUCAUUCAUGAAUUUAGAUAAUAUUAUGUGAUGAAUUAUCAUGAUUUUUCAAAUAUCAAAUGAAUUUUCAUGUACAUUUUGAUAUUGGUUUUGUGUGUUUAAGGCUUUCUAGUGAAGAAUAAAUUCAAAAUACUUGAAUUUUUGAAGAAUAAAUAUUAUAUUAUAUGAA
Saccostrea echinata is the source of this 864-nucleotide messenger RNA. RefSeq lists its product as uncharacterized. The record is from RefSeq and is a predicted model, not a curated record. NCBI's taxonomy places the organism in Eukaryota, Metazoa, Mollusca, Bivalvia, Ostreida, Ostreidae. The transcript has 5 exons. Bases 55 to 594 code for a protein of 179 amino acids.